Messenger RNA from Paecilomyces variotii, 873 nucleotides. RefSeq lists its product as hypothetical. The transcript has 4 exons. The record is from RefSeq and is a predicted model, not a curated record. NCBI's taxonomy places the organism in Eukaryota, Fungi, Ascomycota, Eurotiomycetes, Eurotiales, Thermoascaceae. The coding region runs from base 1 to 873 and encodes 290 amino acids.
AUGUCGAGGUAUUCGUUAUACCCGGACCAUCUGGAUACGGUGUGCGGAAAUGAUCAAAACAUUGGCCUUGCCUAUAUUUACUUCAAUUUUCGGCGCUCUCACAAGCAGCGACUGGAAGAUGUGCUCGAGAGUCUGCUGAAACAGUUGACUCAAGGACGACCAUCUCUACUAGAUCGGGUGAAGGCACUGUAUCAUCAGCACUAUGAGGGCGGAAGACCAAGUGACUUUUCAAACGCCCUACAAACUGUUAUCAGCGGGUACAUGAAGGUAUUCAUCAUCGUUGAUGCGCUGGAUGAAUGCCAGUCGACAGACAGGUCUCGUGACCGGCACCUGAAAAUUUCGAACUUCAAGCCCGGUUUAACAUUAGCUUCUUUGCCACGGCUCGAUCUAUACCAGGAAUUAAGACGAGAUUUGAAGGAAUACCUUCUCUGGAGAUUAGAGCGAGUCGUUAUGACGCUGAGAAAUACCUACAGGGCAUUGUUGGUCGACUUCCGCGGUUAUCACAGAUGCGGUGGAUGGGAUGUUCUUUCGCGCUUGGCUCUCCAUCUUGACUCAUUAAUCGGGAAACGGUCUCCUAAAACCACUCGAAACGCAUUGAAGAGCCUUCCAACUGGGUUGCGCGCAUAUUAUUUUGCGUACCGAGAUGCCAUAGAACGGAUUCAGGGGCAGGUAUCUGACCAAAAAGAGAUGGCAUUUCAUGUGUUGUCGUGGAUCAGUUGCGCCGAGCGACAGACGACAGCUUCAGGACUGCAACACGCACUUGCAGUCGAGGUUGGCGAACCAACCCUUGACAAGGAUGAUCUUCCUGAAGUAGAAGAUAUGAUCUCUGUCUGCGCAGGAUUGGUCGUGGUGGAUGAACAAAGUGAUACCUGA